Schistosoma spindalis is the source of this 1494-nucleotide messenger RNA. The record is from the annotation of a GenBank genome assembly. NCBI's taxonomy places the organism in Eukaryota, Metazoa, Platyhelminthes, Trematoda, Strigeidida, Schistosomatidae.
AUGAAAUAUCAAGAUAUGGUUAUAAAAAAAAAUAAUAUUGAAUUCGAGAAGUUAGCGCAAUGGAAAAAGUAUUCAAACUAUUUAAAAAACUCAACUGUGAGAACCGAGAAGGAAAAACAGUGGUCAUCGAACAAGUACUUAAUAAAUAGUUCACAGGAUUUCGUCGGAAUGAGCAAUGACCAUUCCCAGAAAAGUUUGCAAGCUAGAAGAAACAAGCUACUUCAACUCCUGGAAAACGAUGCAGAAAAUGAAAAGAAGCUAUCGGAAGCACACGCUGAAUAUUCCAAAUCCAAAUCAGUUAUGCUGAUUCGAUCCACUGCACUAAAGAAAGAACGUGAUUCAGAAAAGACAAAGAUGGCUGAAACUCUGUUGAUCGAACAUUUCAAAAAAAACAAUUCAGAUGUGAGGGAGAUGUUGAGAGCAGCCGGCCAAAAUGAUAUUGUAGAUCACUGGAAUGACCAAUUAAAUGAGCGCAAUAAAUUAAAACAAUCAGAAGACAUUGGUCAUAUUGUGACUGACGAAAUGGAGUCAGAUAUUAAAAUGUAUGAGGACAAACAAAGUGUAGAAAUAGAAUUGAAACGUUUGCAAGAUAAAGAAAAACAUUUGGAAUAUCUUCAAAAACAAUUAUGUGAAUUAAACAAUCGAGAAAAUGAAGCAAAACGUCUAGUUGAAAAAGAGAAAAAUUUAAUGAAACAAUUAGCUAAAAUGGAUCAACUUGAACAUAAACGACGUAUAAUUGAAGAAAAAUGUCAACGUGAACUAUAUGGACGUGCUUUAUUACAUCAACAUCAAACAGCAUUACGUAGACGUUCAUUAUCUGUACAAAAUGAAUUAAAAGCUGAUUUAGAUUGGUUAAAUCAAUUAACAAUACAAGAAAAUUUCGAUUAUGAAGCUGAUAUUGAAAGAAAACAAAAAGAAAAAGAAAAUAUUUUAGCAAUACAAAAAUUAGUUGAAUAUGAAUUACAGAAAGAACAAAUAAGAGAAUUAGAAUUAAAUGAAUUAGAAGUUUAUGAAGCAUCAAAGUUAUGGGCUAAACGUGAAGAAGAAUGGAGAAAUGAAACGGCCAUUAGACAAAAGCUUUUACAAGAGGUAAUCGAACAUCGUCGUAAACAAAUCUCAGAUCAAUUAACUUCAAUUCAACAAUUUCAACAUGAUGAAUUAAUUUCAAGAGAGGAAUUAUUAGAAAAAAUUGAAAAUAUUCAUCUCUAUGAUAAACUUAAAGAAACAACAUAUCAUAAUCAAGUGAAUGAACAAUGUUGUCAACUCAAUAAUCAAUUAAAUGAUAAAAUUAAAUCGAAUCAAUUGAUUAAUGAUGAAUUAAAAGCUGAUUUAGAAGCACAACAAAAAGCUGAAUUAGCUUAUGAAGUAAUGUUAAGAAAAGAAGCAGAAAAUUUACAAUUAAAAGAGAAACAAUUAAGAAAUCUUACAUAUUAUAAGUCAAGGAAUGGAUAUUCAACAACAACAACAACAACAACAACAAAUAAAAUAAAAUGA